Messenger RNA from Brassica rapa (field mustard), 1491 nucleotides. Its product is annotated as UPF0160 protein. Lineage: Eukaryota; Viridiplantae; Streptophyta; Magnoliopsida; Brassicales; Brassicaceae. The record is from RefSeq and is a predicted model, not a curated record. Gene Ontology annotation, cellular component: nucleus; cytoplasm.
AUGAUAUCCUUUGCAUCCCAGCCAUAGAAAACAAACAUCCCUCCUAAACACACAAUCUUGGCAUGUCCAACCAAUAGCAGUAGCCUCGUCCUUGAUGGAAAAGGGUGGGAAUCAUUUGUAGCAGGUGCAGUAAGAUUGAGCAAGCCAUAACAGUGUGCAAAUAAAAAAGGUGCACAUUAGGCCCAAACUGUUUUGUAUCUUUAUAAAAAGGGCCCAUUUGACAAAAACAUUCGUGAAAUUUCAUUUCGUCAUGUUUCCUGUGACCAAGGGUUUAAUCAGAAACUUCUUCAAUCCUCUCCCUCUUGUCGCAGCAGCAAUGGCUCCUUCUUCUGCCGUCGUUAGGGUCUACUCUUCUACCACUCCCACCUCUCCUUCCGAGGUUUCCGUCAAGAAAGUUGGUACUCAUAACGGAAGCUUCCACUGCGACGAGGCUCUCGGUUGCUUCAUGAUCCGCCUCUCCGAUAAAUUCUCCGGCGCCGAUAUCGUCCGUACUCGUGACCCUAAGAUAUUGGCAGAGCUUGAUGCAGUGCUUGACGUUGGAGGCGUUUAUGAUCCCCACCAUGACCGCUAUGAUCAUCACCAGAAAGGCUUUGAAGAGGUGUUUGGGCACGGAUUCAACACCAAGCUCAGCAGUGCCGGUCUCGUUUACAAGCAUUUUGGAAAGGAGAUCAUAGCUAAGGAACUUAACGUCGACCAAGAUCACCCUGAUGUCCUUCGCUUGUUUCUAGCUGUCUACAAGAGCUUCAUGGAGGCAAUUGAUGCUGUGGACAACGGAAUAAACCAGUAUGAUACUGAUAAGCCUCCUAGAUACGUGAACAACACACAUCUGUCUUCAAGGGUUGGAAGAUUAAAUCUUGAUUGGAUUGAUCCUGACCAGUCACAGGAGAAGGAGAAUGAGGCUUUCCAGCUUGCUAUGGCUCUUGCUGGCGAAGAGUUCCUCCAAAGUGUAAGGUUUCAUGUAAGAUCGUGGUUACCGGCUCGAUCAAUAGUGAUGCAAUGUCUUGAAGAAAGAUUCAAGACGGACUCAAGUGGCGAGAUCAUGGUAUUGAAACAAUUCUGCCCUUGGAAGCUUCACUUGUUCGAGCUUGAGCAAGAGAUGAAGAUCCAACCCCUCAUCAAAUACGUCAUCUACCAGGACGAGCGAGGAAAGCAGUGGAGAGUUCAAGCAGUGGCGGUUGCACCGGACAGGUUUGAGAACCGAAAGGGUCUUCCGGAGCAAUGGAGAGGACUUAGAGAUGAGAAGCUCUCCGAAGCUGCUGAGAUCCCAGGUUGCGUAUUUGUGCACAUGAGCGGCUUUAUAGGCGGAAACCAGUCCUAUGACGGCGCUUUAUCCAUGGCUCGAACUGCUCUCACUCUCUAAUUCAAAGCAUAGAGAGAGUAUAAAAGUACUUGUUUAUAUAUCGUACAAUUUCUGUUUUCGUUUGAUGAAAAUUGUCAUUUUUCUUGGAUGGAAUCGUAUCUUCAAUUAGAGAUUUUGAAUUUUUUAUUUCA